Neurospora tetrasperma FGSC 2508 is the source of this 622-nucleotide messenger RNA. RefSeq lists its product as uncharacterized. Bases 113 to 622 code for a protein of 169 amino acids. The record is from RefSeq and is a predicted model, not a curated record. The transcript is spliced from 2 exons. NCBI's taxonomy places the organism in Eukaryota, Fungi, Ascomycota, Sordariomycetes, Sordariales, Sordariaceae.
GUCGACGAGGGUGAUUGUAGCUCCAGAAAUCAGUACACAGCAUUCAGUGCCGUACGAUAUACUCUAAGCCACGUGGACUUCAAGCCAAGCGGACAGCAGGCUAAACUGCAAGAUGCGCUCAUUUACCAAUCAGCCUCAAGUCACCGCCUCGAAGUCAUCAAGCUUGGCUGCCCCCUCAAACGAUCAAGCCCCGACCAGCAACGGCGGCAGCGGCGGAAACAUCCAAGUUCCAGUCCCGACCGCACCAGGUUCUUCGUUCCAUCGACUCAACCGCCGACUAACUGCUGAGAGACCAGACUCUGCGCAAUUCACUGCGCUUUCCUCACCUUGGGAUCACAUUGCAGACCGAUACUGCGGACUGGAAGGAGAGGGAAGGGUGAGCGAGGUGGCGAAGGAUGUGGCGGGUGGUGAUGAGGAAGGGGAUAAGAUGAUGUUGCUGCUCAUGGAGUUGGUGAGUGGUGGGAUUGGGGGUUUUGACUCGCAGAGAUAUGCCAAGGGGAGAAUGCAGUUGGCGAGAAAAGAGAAGAGGAAGGAGGGCAGCGAUGCAUCGAUGGUGUCAGUAAACGCAAUUUGGGACACUCAGUCAUCAGACGAAGGACACCAGGCCAAAAAGAUACUGUAG